AGGAUUAUAUAGACGUUUGAUAAAGGAAUGGAGGACAGUGGUUUCUUGCGUGGUUACACAAUACCCACAAUACAAAGGAGAAAUGCAAAUGGUACUACCCACAUGGCACCAAGCACGCAUUAUAGCGAUUACAACGGGGAUUAUAUUUCUGCACAAGUCGCUGAAACCGAUAGAAACGUAAUAUCAAAUCGUUUUAUACCACCAGGAAAGCAUGAUACAAAUUAUAUACCACCCAAAGUUCAAAAACGAAAAUAUGCAUCUGGGCCAGGCGUUAAGGAACAAAGUACAGCUAUAUUUGUAGGUCGCGACGUAUCUUAUCCUGAAGAAUUGAACGCAAUCAUACAACCUUUAAGAUGUGAUCUAUGCAAAACUAGUAUGAAUUCUUUACAAAACGCUAAAGAUCAUUAUGAAUCCAAGGCACAUGAUCGGAAUAUUACGAAUUGGCUAACUAGAAAUUAUGUAGAAAAAAAUCUUGAACCGCCAGAAGUGAAGCGCUUUUAUAAAAGAGGACCUGCUGGACCAGAAGCAUUUCAUUGCGAUGCUUGUGAUCUUAAAUUAACUUCGUUAACACAUGCCAAUCAGCAUUAUGCGGGUCGUAAACAUCGUUUAGUUAUUAGUAAUAUAUCGAAACCAUCUGGGGCGGGUUUUUACAAUGCCGAAGGUAAAUGGGUACGAACUGCUACAAAGGUGAGCGGUCAAAUUAUUAGUCAAGAUGGACGUUUCGGCAUAGGAGAGUCAUUUAGCUCAGAACUCGUAACACAAAAUGCAUCAGAAACAAAAACAGAAACAGAAAAUUUGGAGCUAAAAAUAAAAGAUUUUACAAACCUAGAAGCACCUUUAUCUGUUUCAAGAGAUGCAAAUCAAUAUUGUGAAAUUUGUAAAAUCAAUGUAACUUCGCAUGCUCAAAUGGUCCAGCAUUUGGAGGGUCUUAAGCAUCGAAAGAAGUUAAAUAUUAUAAAUGGUACUGAAAAUGAAACGAAGGAAAUUACGAAUAAUGCCAACACAAUAUUAACACACAUAAAUGACAAAGAAGAUUCAACCACAGAUUAUUCUAUGUACCGUACUCCAUCCGGUUCAUACUAUUGCCAGACAUGUAACAUAAUAAUGAGUCACACUUCUGCUCUGCAGCAACAUUUAGAGGGAAAAAAACACAUUAAGAAAUCAGCAGAGGAAAACUUAAAGGUUAAACCUGAAUAGCUUUGCUUAACACUCUUUUAAGAAGUUGAGGGAAAUACUUAAAUUUUAAAUUAUUUAUUUUAUUAUUAAGACUCAUAAGUUUAUAAUUAAUUAAAU
Molecule: messenger RNA, 1293 nt
Organism: Teleopsis dalmanni
Lineage: Eukaryota; Metazoa; Arthropoda; Insecta; Diptera; Diopsidae
Product: zinc finger matrin-type protein 3-like
Exons: 3
Coding region: 28-1197 (389 amino acids)
Molecular function (GO): nucleic acid binding; zinc ion binding
Source: RefSeq, a predicted model, not a curated record